Molecule: messenger RNA, 888 nt
Organism: Apis cerana (Asiatic honeybee)
Lineage: Eukaryota; Metazoa; Arthropoda; Insecta; Hymenoptera; Apidae
Biological process (GO): apoptotic process
Cellular component (GO): mitochondrion
Source: RefSeq, a predicted model, not a curated record
UGUCUCGCUAGAUCGUUCCACAGUCGCGAGAAAAUAGUACAAAAAAGUUCACGAGUAAAUACAAGUUGUUUUGGUAUAUUAACUUCUUCAUUCCUUAAUGAAUUUUGAUAUAUAAAAAUAAAAUAUUUUACAAUAUUGAAUAUGGACGUUUAUUUAUUAAAAAUCAUGUCGUUACGUCAAUUUUGUCAAUUAUUAUUGAAAAGAGUUGGACCUAUUCUGUAUGCUACAAGUUCUACAUAUAUAAAUCAGCCAGAAACUAACAAACCAACAGCAGAUGAUAAAUUACAAUUUGAACCAAUUGAUAUAAAAAAAUUAACUCCUGAAUAUAUGAUUCAACAAUCAACCAUAGAUGCUGUUAACAGUGCAACGCAAUCAUUAACUGUUGCAUAUACAGCAAUAAUGAAAGCAAGUAAUGAAUAUAAGGCAUUAUUAAAUGAAUUAAUUUCUCUUUCAAGAGAAACUUUAGAGUUAAAUGUUAAUGAUACACAUUGGGAUAUGAUAGUUGAACUAAGAUCAAAAGUACAAAGUAAAAAAGAAAUCUUAACUAAGUUAACAGGAUAUAUUGAAUAUGUACACAAAAUGGCAGUAGCUGUUUCAGAAAUAAGUUAUUUGUCUGGAAUGGAUAAUUUAUCUUUUACUCUUACUCAAAGAAUAGAUGAUGCACUAAGAAACAUAAAGAAAGAAAUUAACCAUAUUAUGGUACUUGAACAAGAAUAUUGUAAUGUGCAAAAAGAAUGCAUUAAAAAUUCUAAUAAAACAGAUACCAAGUCUGCAGAUAAAGUAAAAAUUAAUAAAUUAACUUAAUGUAGUAAAAUAUUUUUUGUUUAUAAUUUAAAAUUUAUGUUUAAGAUUUUAUACAAUAAACAGAAAUAAUAUGUUAAAAAUAAA